This is a messenger RNA of Vespa mandarinia (Asian giant hornet), 5159 nucleotides long. RefSeq lists its product as uncharacterized. Lineage: Eukaryota; Metazoa; Arthropoda; Insecta; Hymenoptera; Vespidae. Gene Ontology annotation, biological process: regulation of transcription by RNA polymerase II. Gene Ontology annotation, cellular component: nucleus. The record is from RefSeq and is a predicted model, not a curated record. Gene Ontology annotation, molecular function: DNA-binding transcription factor activity, RNA polymerase II-specific.
GCUACCUUUAGAAAUGUCGUGAACUGUCACAUUGAUGAUCGUGUGUAAAUAUGAAAACUUCGUUAAUAAAAUGGCUGUUGGGAAUUUACGAUUACCGGCAAUCACGGUGAAGUGUAGAUAUACAGUACGAUUAUUCAUUACAUUUUUUGUAAGGUAUAAUGACUUGUCUUAUUUAAUCAAUGCAUAUAAAAAAUAAAAAAAUUAUGAUUCUUGAGAAAGUGCUAAACAAAAAAAAAAUACAAAUCGAUCAAAAUACGUUUGGGAACGUUAAAAAUUGUUACACUUAUUUUUGUUAUAAAUUAUAAUUUUGAGUUUAUGUUAAUCACAGAAAGAACUCAAGAAACAGCAGUCCAAAUUAUUACUUCAAUAAUUGUUAUAAUUAUUCCUCUGAUAUCAUUUAAAAACAUUUAACAAGGAUUACAAAAAUUUUAAUCUGUGUUAGUUUGUGUUUAAUAUGGCUUAUACUUCACUGCCAAAACUUGUCAACUUAAAUAAAUUACAGUCAAAUAAUGUUGAGAAGACUUUAUCGGAAAUAUUACAGUCAGAUCCGGUAAAACGUCUUCUCAAUCAGCCUAAUAUUAUUAUUAAGACUAUUCCACUAAAUACUCAACCAAAAUCAAAUUUUACAUCAAAUAUUACAAACACAAAUAUUGUAAAUAUUUCUACAAGUACUUUUGGAGGUAAAAAUAAUGGUAUCAAUACAGAUUUAAGUAGAAUAAAACAGCCAGAUGUUACUGUAUUUUCUACUAAAUCAAAUAAAGAAGAAAAUACGGAUGAUGAAAAUCUUUUACCUUCAAAAACUGAAGGGAAGUCCGAAAUUGCAUUACUCCCUAUUCAAAGGAAAAAGAAGAAUUGUGGGCACUAUGGACCUUGUGAAAACAUUACUUGUGAUGUCACCGUUGAACAGUGUAUAGACAAUGAUGGAAUAUCUCUUAUGUUAGCUGUUAAUAUAGAAGAAAAUGAAAUAAAUGCACCUGUAUGGAAACAUUGUAAAAACAGUUCCUGUGAUGCAUUGAGCAUCGACCAUGAUCGUUGUCGUAGAGCAAUUAUAAGGCUAAACAGAUUCAAUAAGUCUAAGAUUUGUGACAUUUGCGGUAUCACAUUGAAAACACGAAAAUCUCGAAUACACCAUAAAAACUGCAAAAGACAGAAUGAAUAUAGACAUAAUAAAACAGACAGUGCGCAACUUUUAAAAGAACGAAUGCGUGAAAGAGAAUUGCAAAUGCUAGAGGAUGCAAAAACGAAAAAGCAAGAUUACAUGGAUCCAAUAACAGGAUAUAAUCGUGCUAUGGACGUUCUAAGAAAAAAUGAAGAAUUAAUUAUUAUUCCAAAAACACAAUCUUCUCAGCAAUCUGGCAUUACCAUAACUUCCUCAUCUAAUCAAAUUAAUCAGCAAACAAAUACUAUCAGUAACAUCUCUACAAAAUAUAUGCCAAAUAUACCUCUAGUAUUUCCACAACAAAGUGUAGUUCUAAGUAAAAAUGCGGGUUCUAAUGAAAAUAAUAUUACACAAACUAAGUUAACUCAUACACUAAACAGCAAACUUGUAACCACUUCAACUACUACAAUCCCAAGCCAGUUUAUCAAAUUUACUAACUCACCUCAAACCAGUUUACAGUCUAUAUCAUUGAAUGAUUGGUUAUUAUCACAAUCUCAUGUUGUUACAACUUCAUCGUUUCAUUCUAAACCAUUUUUAACACCCAUUCGUGUUGUACCAAUAACUAAUUUAAUAACACAGCCAUCAUUAUUACAUAGAACACAAGGCAUUCCAAAAUUUUGUAUUAUGGCAGAUAAUUCAGUACCAGCUUUAACUAUACCAGAUAUAAAACCCGUUAUAUCGCCAAAACCUAUAGAUAAGCCAAAUACCAAUCCUGAUGAAAGUCCUAAACAAGAAACACACAAGCGUAAAAAGUCAGGAGUAAAGAAAAACUUACGAAAAAAAAACAGAAAAAAAGAUUUGAAAUGUAAUUAUUGCAACAAACAUUUCAGCACAGAUUGGUAUUUUAAAAUUCAUGUUGCUAUGCAUAGUGGUGAAAAACCUUUCACAUGUAGAUUAUGUCAAGAGUCUUUUAGUAAUAGAUAUGAUCUAAAAAAGCAUCUAACAAAUGAUCAUAAAAAUGAGAACAUUAGUUGCAAUGAUUGUGAUUUCACUUGUACUUCAUAUUCAUCACUUGAUAAACAUAUGAAAACACAUUCUGCAAUGGUACAAUCACACCAAUGUUCUGAUUGUAAUAGUAUGUUUACAACUAUCGAUGAUCUUAAUUCUCAUAAACAGGAAUGUGAUGGCCAAAUAGACACAGAUAUUAAAACUCCAGAAACGGAAUCAGAGAAUAAGGAAAUUAAAAAAAUUGAAAAAAAAGAUCAUGACAGUUCGAAUGACGUUUCUAGCGAAACUGAAGAAAAAUGUAUUAAUGGUACAGAAAAAAAAAUAUUUAACUCUGAUAAAAAAAGUAUGAAACAAGAAAAGCAAAACAAAGUUUCAUUAGGAGAAACUAAUGGUGUUAAAGUAAAUGGCGUUUGUCUUCAUUCAUAAUAUGAAAUUCAUAAUUCAUAAAUGAAAAUUAAAAUAAAUUUGAUGAGAACUAAGCUGUCAAUGUCACAAUGUUCGAAUGUUAAUCGUAACAUUGAUGAAAUAUAUCUAUAAAUUUACACAUGCGCAGACAUAAUGAACAGAUGAAGUUAAAUUUCCAAAUCAUUCCAUAGAAAAACUUUUAUAAAGGCUACGUUAAACUUGAUGCUUUUUCUGCAAUGAUAGAAAAAUAAAUGAUUAAUGUAAAUGUAUAAAUAUAAUAUUACAUAUUAUUGCUAAAUAGUUACUUAUUUCAAGUAGGAUUCUGCUGCAAAGAGAGUAAAAAAUUAGUAUUUCUUCUAAAUAAAUCACAUAUUUUUUCAGCAUGGGGCACAUUUACUAAUGGAAGAAAUUCUAAUUUUCUUCAUUAUUCUUAUAGUUAAUCAGCUUUGCAGCAGUGGCUCGUGCGAUAUUUUUAUUAUGAAAUUAGAGAAGUGCAAGUUUCUAAAUUUUCCUAAAGAGACAUAUAAUCGUAAACGUAUUUUUUGUAAUUUUAAGUAGCCUUUAAUAUAUUACGGAUUAGUCGAGUAUUAUUUAUGAAAUAAGGACUAUAAUUAGAUAUAGAUCGUAUAAAUUGUGUGAUCUGUGAUAGAUGGCCGCCUUCGCUAACAUUAUUUACCAUAUAUUUCAUUUGUAUAAAUCGUAAUUUAAAGAUAGUAUCUCUUUUAUUAUUUUGAUUUAUAGAUUUAUUACCACGCAACUGAUGUCUUAUUUCAAAAUGUUAUAAGAACAAUAUAAGAUAACGUUUUAUGAAAAAUUUGAGCACAUCUCAUUGACCAAUGUAUAAAUAUUACUGUCAUCAUAUGUCUGAGCAUAAAACGUAAUUAGAUAUACAUAUCACUUAACGCACAGAUAUAUAUAUCAAUCUGAAAGAUGUUCUUUUAGUUUUUUUUCUUCGUUAUUCUCUUUUGUAAAAUUGCAAUUGAUGUUUAAAUAACUCUAGUAAUAUUAAUAUGAUUUAAAAAAAUGUAAAUAUUUCGGUGCUAUUAUAAACUAUAAUUUUAAUUUGAUAUUAAAUUUAAUAUUUUACAAGUAUUAAAUGUUUCAAAUAAGUAAAUAUUGUUAUAUGGAUCUCUAUGUAAUUUACGUUACUUCUUGCCAGUCUCUAUAGAUGUAUUUUGUUGUAUUAUAGGAACAACAUCUGUAUAUCUACAUAUAUAUAUACACACACACACACACACACACACAUACAUAUAUAUAUAUAUUUAAAUUGUAAAAGAUGGCACAUAUAAUAUUUUUUUAUGUCAAACGUGUAAUAUAUAUACAUGGAUACAGAAGUGUGCUCAUCUUUCAUAUAUGCACUUAUAUAAUCACUUAUUCUUGAAUAAGUCUAAACAUGACAAAAGUAGUGACAUUAUAGCAAAUAUAAGCAUGUUAACUUAUGAUAUAUAAAAAAAUCUACAGUGAAAAUCUAUAAUUUAUUAAUGUAUAGAAGUAUAUACAUGCAAUUUCGGUUUAUGUCAUUUCUAUGUGUAAUAUAAUUUUUUAAUAUCUCGAUACAUAUGAACAUAUGAUGUAACGAAAGACUAGAGAAUUUUGUUAGUAAAUAUCUUAAUGAUAUGUUAUUGUCAAACCUAGCAAAGAUUUAUGGAUAAAAUUCUUAUUCUAUUGUAAUUACUAAAAGUGCAUAAAAGUUUAUGCAUUUAGUAUGUUUUAUCAGACUUAAAACACAACAAAAAUAUUUUUAAAUUUAAAGAUCUGAUAAAAUAUUAUGUGCCUUUUAAAUCAUAAAUGUUCCUAACAAAUAUAGUCUGUUUUAAAUGAAUACAAGAAGUACAUAAUAUUUUCCAUAUAAUUAUGACUACAAUAUGCCCACUGUUUUUACUUCUUUGCAAAAGUAUUAUCCUAAUCAUAUUAAAUAAAACUAUUUGCAUUCUUAAUAAUUUAUUCUAAGUGGAUGAAUCAAUACAAUUAAGUAUCGCAUACAAAUGAAUUUUAUUUCAUGUAAUAGAUUGUCAAAAUUUUUCUACAAUAAUAUAUUGUUGAGGCAUCUGUCAAAAUUCCUUUUAAAGAUUUUCUAUAUUAUUUCAUAGAUGAGAGAAAUUGAAAAAAUAUUCUUAUCAUCGAAGACAGAGACUUCUACUCAUUAUGCAUUCAAAAUAGAUGAUCACAACUUUUACAUUGUCUUAUACAUUACUUGGAUAUAUUAUAAGAGACUGUCAAAAACGUUCUUAUAGCAUGAGGCAAUAUCAAAGAGUACAAGAAUGGAUAUAGAGAGUUCUACAGAAAUUAAUAGAAGACUGAAACGUCUACUAUAAAAGUUAAUCACAUGUGUGUUUGUUGUUUUGAACUUUAAACAAAAUUAUUAAUAAAAAUUACAUUAUAUUCAGGGUAUGUUAAUAUUUAUAUUAUGGUAAAACAAAUGGAAUAUUGUUCAAAUAAUACAGAUCAGUACUAUAGAUCUUUUAAAUGAAAGUAAAGUAAUCGACGAGAGAAAUGAAUCUAGCGAAUGUAUAUAAAAAGAAAGCUGUUUACUUACUAAAAUACAACAGAAGACUGAUUCCAAGAACACUCAAAGUCGUCCACGAAUCGCGCAUUUGUUUUUGUUUUGUUCACUGUCCUCCAGUGACUGCAAGUCUAAUGAAAUUUU